AUGUUACUGCCAACUCUCAAGAGGUGCAGGUCUGACCAAGAUGCAUUCGACCGCCGCGUUAAACGUAGAAAUGGCCCCGCCACUGAAGUUAAGAAGGUCGAACACGCCGCCGACACUAAUGCCUGGUUGAGGUUGUGCGACGACCCAUGGGGUCUGAAUCCUCGCGACGUUAAGAAGGUCGAACACGCCGCCGACACUAAUGGGUGGCGGUUGAGCGACGACCCAUGGGGUCUGAAUCCUCGUGACGUUGAGAAGGUGGAAGAUGCCGCCGACACUGAUGCCUGGUCGGGGUUGAGCGACGACCCAUGGGGCCUGAACGCUUGUGUCAUUAAGAAGAGGGAGAAGGUCUCCACUAGGCUUGUUGUGCAAGGUCCCCCGACAAAAGAUAGCUUUUGGAGGGCGGGGGAAAUACCUCUUGUCGGUGGGAAAAUGAAGAAGAAGAGAACCUUUGUAACGAAGGAUGGUGGCAACACUCGCGUCAAUAUCACCAAUAAUAUGCAGGAACUGGGCAGGCUUCGAGAUCUGCAACGCGACAGGAAAAAGUAUGAUACACCUCAGGGUGUCAUCAUACUCUAUUACGACGACGACGACGUCCACUCCGAUGUCCACUCCGAUGACGACGAUCCAUACUCAGAUGAAGAGUUUUUCACCUGUCCUUAUUAG
Molecule: messenger RNA, 663 nt
Organism: Suillus paluster
Lineage: Eukaryota; Fungi; Basidiomycota; Agaricomycetes; Boletales; Suillaceae
Exons: 3
Coding region: 1-663 (220 amino acids)
Source: RefSeq, a predicted model, not a curated record